AUGGAUGACCUUUUUAAAUCUAUUAUUAAAAAUCAAUAUAUAAGAUCAAUUAUAUAUAGCCAAAUAAAAUUGAUUCAUCGGCGUAUGUUUGGAUUACAAUGCAGAACUUUUGUUUGGAAAGAGUUAAUCACUGAUGAAUAUCAACUUGCAUAUCAUGGUUAUUUCGAUAUACUUAGACAAUUAAAAGAGGAGAAUAAGAAGAAUAGCAGUAAUAGUUCUGCAAUAUCAAACUAUUUAAAUGUUUUAACAAAAGCUGUUGUUAUUAGAGGUAAUUUGGAGUUUCUUCAAUAUCUUGUGGAGCGUGGAGAGUUUCUCGAUGGAAAUGAACUUAGUUUCGCAGUGGAACACGGACAUUUUCACAUUGUCGAAUAUCUCUUGCAGCUGGAUCCAUCGGUUUGUAAACAUAAGUGGUUGCGAUCACUUUGGAUGUGUUCACAGUUUGGAUAUUCUAAGCUAUUCAUCAGGAUACUCAAACUGCAAGGAUUGUCAGCGCCUAGUAAUUUUAUAUCGAUAUGUCAAGUCGCAUUGGAAAACGGACACAAAGAACUUGGUAUGUGGAUCUUCCAGAAUCUUAGACCGCCUAUAAGAGCGGAGAUGGUUGAGGCAGCCAUCAAAUUGAAUGACUUUCAGUUGCUUGAGAAAAUAUCAAUACGUAACACCCAUAUACCGGCAUCGUUUGCACGAAUCGCUGCCCGACUAGGAAAUAUCGAAAUCCUGGAACAUCUCUACAAGCGAAACAAACGAUGUUUGAAUUCAUCGGUUGUUGACGCAGCGUUGGAAGCCAACCAAAAAGAAACGUUCUACUAUUUGAUCAGGGAGAAGAGAAUACGCUAUGGAAAGCACACGUUUCAACUUAUUGCUGCCAACGGUGACUUGGAGAUGUUGAAAGAGCUGGGUGGCGCUAAACAACAGUUCUGUGGAAAGUUGGCGUUCUCCAGUGCAGCGGAAAACAACCAUAUGCACAUCUUGGAGUAUAUCAACGGAAAAGACAGUAGAAUUCAUUGUCUACCGAGUUCACUCUUGAAAGUGAUAGAAAGAGGACAUACCGAUGUCUAUCGAUUCCUUCUGGAGCGUCAGCCCUCGAUUUUCAAUAGGAAACUACUCGACAGACUGGCGGCAAUCGGUGAUCGUUUUAUGGAUGAACUGUCACACCUUGUUUUGACAUUGAAAGUGGUGCCAUCCCCGCUUGCCUUUGAAAAUGCAGUGGUCAACAAUCAAUUCGAAACUAUUCUGUUCCUCUAUGACCAUACAGUGAUUCGUCCGGAAAUAGUUUGCAUGAGGACAGCGGUGAAGCUCCAUCACACUCAUAUCGCUCGAUGGCUGAACGACAACUGCUUCGGUAUGGAAUUCCCGUCGAUUAUCGAACCGAAUCCCUACAAUCCCGAACCGUAUUUCAAUCUGCUAAUGAUCUAUAUGGAGGUGGGAAUGACUAUCUAUUCAAUGGAUCUCGCUAUUGCAUUUGUUUAUUGUUUGGUUUUCUUUAGAUUCGAGUUGAUCGAGCAAAUUCUAGCUUAUGGCGACAACGCCAGUUUGUUGGAUGACGUUCCAUUCGUCAAGGAGCUAACAAAGUAUGUGUUCAAUCAUUAUUUCGAGAGGUUUCAAUGGAAAUCCUUCGAGUAUUUCAUUAGGAAAUUUAAAAUGGCUCGAGAAAACCUAGCUAUUUUGGAGCAUCAUCUCACCCGAAACACUUUCAUGAAAUCGAUUGCCAAUAAUCAACUGGAGAUAUGUCAUCUUCUAUUUACAUUGGCCGAACGUCCUAAAACACUAUUAACACAUAUCAUGGCAGAGAGAUCACUUCCAUUCCUCAAAUAUAUCCAUGAACAUCUUCGUCUUAGAGAUUUAGAAGAGCUUUCCAACAAAUUGAAGAUUAAAGAUCACGAAAUGCAAGCGUUUAUUGAAUACAUUAAAAAAAAUAAAUAUUUCAAUACCAAUGAUAAUUAA
Molecule: messenger RNA, 1941 nt
Organism: Heterostelium album PN500
Lineage: Eukaryota; Evosea; Eumycetozoa; Acytosteliales; Acytosteliaceae
Exons: 1
Coding region: 1-1941 (646 amino acids)
Source: RefSeq, a predicted model, not a curated record